CAACCUACAAAUGGAUUACCUUGAUCUGUACCUUAUCCACUGGCCCAUGAGUGCAAAGCCAGGGCCGCCUAUUUUCCCUUUAAAGAGAGAGGACAUCAUGCCGAUGGACUUGAAGGGUGUUUGGGAAGCAAUGGAGGAGUGCCAAAGGCUGGGGCUAGCUAAGGCAAUCGGAGUUAGCAACUUCCCGACGAAGAAGAUCGAAGAGCUUCUCAAAACAGCUAAAAUACCGCCAGCGGUAAACCAGGUGGAGUUGAAUCCAGUUUGGCAACAGCAGAAGUUGUUGCAAUUCUGUGCGGAGAAAGGUAUACGUGUGACGGCUUACUCUCCGUUGGGAGGUCAAACUGCUGGAGGUGCAAACCCAGUGAUGGAAUCCGAAGUGCUCAAAGAGAUCGCUAAGGCAAAGGGAAAGACGGUGGCUCAGGUUUCGCUAAGAUGGAUUUACGAGCAAGGCGCUAGCAUGGUUGUUAAGAGCUUUAACAAGGAGAGGCUCAAGCAGAACAUUGAGAUCUUCGAUUGGGAGCUAACCGAGGAAGAACGGAUUAAAAUCAGUCAGAUACCGCAAAAGAAGAGGGUCACCGUACGGGACAUAAUCUCCAAAGAAGGUACUCUCGAAUCAGUCGAUCUUUCGGACAUCGAUUGUGUUGAGAUGUAACUAAGCUAGCAUGGUAUUUGAAUUUGGAAUAAAUACACAAUUGAAAUGUCAAAUGAUGUCAUCAAUUUGAAUCUGUUUAGCAUACUAUGUAGACUUAUCUUUGAAUCUAAUGGAGAUCAGUUUCUGUGCUUCGUGAUUUGCA
Messenger RNA from Ananas comosus (pineapple), 794 nucleotides. Its product is annotated as non-functional NADPH-dependent codeinone reductase 2-like. The record is from RefSeq and is a predicted model, not a curated record. Gene Ontology annotation, cellular component: cytosol. Gene Ontology annotation, molecular function: aldose reductase (NADPH) activity. Lineage: Eukaryota; Viridiplantae; Streptophyta; Magnoliopsida; Poales; Bromeliaceae.